Suillus fuscotomentosus is the source of this 453-nucleotide messenger RNA. RefSeq lists its product as uncharacterized. The transcript is spliced from 3 exons. The record is from RefSeq and is a predicted model, not a curated record. The coding region runs from base 1 to 453 and encodes 150 amino acids. Lineage: Eukaryota; Fungi; Basidiomycota; Agaricomycetes; Boletales; Suillaceae.
AUGCACAACGACGCAUCAGUUGGACCUGAGACGCCUCACUCACCCUCCCGGGAAUGUUUACGACAAUGCAUCCACGUAGGAAGGAACGUCACGCUAAGGCAGUUCUAUCAAAACAAUCGAUUAGUCCAUAGAGGAACGCAGAUGACAGUCACGGACGAACCAUAUAUGAGCAAAUUGGAAUAUGAGUUGCGUCAAGUGAAGGAACAACUGAGAGAUACGGAAAAUCAGGUUGCGGCCCUUUCAGAUAAGGUGAUGACCUACAGGUAUAGAUGGCUUGAAAAAUACUACCGCGCCGACAACCUCGAGCGCCAUAUGCCUUUUGACAUCUACGUGCCUGUCCUUGGUCAGAUUGCAGCAGGUGCUCCAUCUCCCACUUACUCCUUGGAGUUCUUGGAGUAUAAUGAAGCGGGCAAAGUUUCCGGUGAGGAGCAUGGUGAAGAAGAGCAUCUUUGA